GAACAAGGACACUGAGUUUGUGAAGCUUCUGGCCUCACCAGAAGAUCAGCAGCGUUUCGAGGGCCUGACCUCAAGGCCGCAAGACAAGUCUGCUCUCGCGCAUGCUGUGCACCUUUCUAUGCGGGACGGCGUUGGUAACGUGGUUCCCGUUGAGGUUUUCCAUGUCCGCACAGAAGACGUGGACAAUCAGCCGCGACAUUUGGUGGGCAUCCGGGAGUACAGCGAGGAGCUGCGGCCCCAGCCAAGCUUUGGCUCGAGCUUCGUCGGCAGCCUGAGCUUCACUUCGCAAGCACCGCAAGCGCCGCCUUCUGCGCUGCAGACGGCUGUCAGGAACGGCCAGGCCAGCGACUCCGACGAGUCUUCCAAUGAAACUGCAGGCUCCAAGCACAGUUUGGAAGAGGCCUGGGUCCUCAUUGACGCCACCUCUGGACUGCAGAUUCUAGGUGCUUCCAGCGUGUUCGUGGAGAAGACCAGCGUGGAGUUCAAUGACAGUUCCCACUUUCUGGAUAUCGUGGCAGAUGAUGAGCGCAGCUUCUUCAUGUCCGCCUUCCUACAGAAGUUCGAAGCAGCGGCAGCGGAGAGGACCGGCGAGUUCCUCCUCUCCUUCACUGCAGCACUUCCUGAGGGUCCCUGCAGGACAAGGUGGAGGUUCAGGCCCGAGAUGCAUGGCGAGAUGUUCUUGGUCCGCGGAGUACUCCGGCGACUCAAAAAGAUAUCCAAGCUGAA
Messenger RNA from Symbiodinium pilosum, 726 nucleotides. The record is from the annotation of a GenBank genome assembly. Lineage: Eukaryota; Dinophyceae; Suessiales; Symbiodiniaceae.